This is a messenger RNA of Yarrowia lipolytica CLIB122, 2373 nucleotides long. RefSeq lists its product as uncharacterized. Lineage: Eukaryota; Fungi; Ascomycota; Dipodascomycetes; Dipodascales. Gene Ontology annotation, biological process: protein N-linked glycosylation; oligosaccharide metabolic process. Gene Ontology annotation, cellular component: endoplasmic reticulum membrane. The record is from RefSeq and is a predicted model, not a curated record. Gene Ontology annotation, molecular function: Glc3Man9GlcNAc2 oligosaccharide glucosidase activity.
AUGCACUUUUCCACCGUGAUUGUCGCAGCGCUCACGCUACUGGUGGUCAAUGCCGCCUCCAACGACACGCUGCUGUGGGGCCCGUACCGACCCAACCUGUAUUUCGGUGUCAAGCCCAAGCUCCGAGAAUCACUGCUCUCUGGUCUCAUGUGGUUCAAUGCAGACUCUUUUAACCACAUCCACACCAUUCGGCAUGAGUGCGAGCAGGGCGACAACAUGGCUUCAUUCGGCUGGCACGAGUACGACUCUCGCCUGGGAGGCCGACAGUUGAUUGAAGAUGUUAACCAUGAUGUAGACAUCACCACAGAGUUUGUCACCUCUGAGGAUGGAGAGUCCUGGGGUGUUCGAGUGAGCGGCAAGCGACGACAGAAGAAGGAUGGAAUCACUUCCCUGGUGUUCUACUCUGGUCUUGAGGGCAAGGGCGACCUGAAUGGUCCUACUCCUUCUGCCAAGGGAUACAAGGAUAUUGUGGAGCUUGAAGGUAACUCCCCUGAUCUGGGCCAAUUCACCGUCACCAUCACUGAGAAGGGAAAGAAGAACGUCCAUCCUGAUGAGGACCACCCCAUUGCCGAGAAGAUGAUCAUGGAUAACCUUCAGCAUGCUUCUCUCAAGGUCCCCACUGGCAAUGUUUGGAAGGCCAAGGGAGUCUUUUUGACCCUUCUGCAGGAGCGAAUUGCCAGACUGUCCGAGAAGUACCCCGAGACCGAUCAGGUUCCCGCCGCCUGGGUUCUGCAGGUUGAGGACCAGGGCAUGAAGGGCAACCUGCACUUCGUCCAGUUGACCUUUGAGGGAGAUUUUGAGUUCGAUGUUCUCUACAACACCAAGGGAGCCAUGCUUCAAUUGAACUCCGAAAACCUCAGUGAAGAGAUUUCCCGAAACUCUGAGAUUUUCAACACUAAGUUCGACUCCAUUUUCCCCGUUAACGCUCCUUUCGACACCCCCAAGCAUGCUAUCUUCGCCAAGAACAUGUUUUCUAACCUCCUUGGAGGAGUCGGCCACUUUUCUGGCUCUUCUCUGGUUAACCGAAAGGCUUCUGAGGAGUACGACGAGGACGAGGAACGGUUCUGGGAGGGAGCUACCCACUCUUCUUCUGCUGUUGGUGAAGAGGAAGGCCCCUUCGAGCUCCUGACUACAGUCCCGUCUCGACCUUUCUUCCCUCGAGGAUUCUACUGGGACGAGGGCUUCCAUCUCAUUCCAGUUCUCGAAUACGACUCCGAUGUCGCUCUUAACAUCUUGGACUCUUGGAUGAACCUCAUGGAUGAAGAUGGCUGGAUCGCCCGAGAGCAAAUUCUCGGCCCUGAGGCUCGAUCCAAGGUGCCUGCCGAGUUUCAGGUUCAGUUCCCCCAUUACGCCAACCCUCCUACUCUGCUGCUGCUGAUUUCCCGAGCCAUUGAGAAGUUCGAGAGCCACCAGCGAGGUGAGACUGCCCGACAGGUGCGAGAUCAGUACGCCACCGAAUACUCUCUCGGUGACUCUCUCAUUUCUUCCCCCGAGAAGUUUGCUGCUUUCCUUGAGAAGCUCUACCCCAAGCUACAACUGCACUUUGACUGGUUCCGCACCACCCAGAAGGGAGAGGUCAAGGAGUGGGACCGAGAGGCCUUUUCCAAGCGAGAGGGAUACCGAUGGAGAGGUCGAACUAAGACCCACUGUCUGACUUCGGGCCUAGAUGACUACCCUCGAGCUGAGACUCCCCAUGCUGGUGAGCUCCACGUCGACCUUCUCUCUUGGAUCGGUCUUAUGGCCCGAUCUCUCAAGGAUGUCGCCCAAUUCCUGGAUAAGCCUGCUGAUGUGAAGAAGUACGCCAAAAUUGAGAAUGCCAUUGUCCAAAACCUUGACGACCUUCACUGGAGUGAAGAUGAGCAGGCCUACUGUGACGCCACCAUUGACGACUACGAGGAGAACGCCCACGUGUGCCACAAGGGCUACGUUUCUCUGUCUCCCUUCUUCCUCAAGCAUAUUAACCCCAAGUCCGAGAAGCUCCCUGCUGUUCUUGAUCUGAUCUCGGAUCCCAACGAGCUUUGGAGUGACUACGGACUGCGAUCCUUGUCCAAAUCCUCUCCCUUGUUCGGUACCAAUGAGAACUACUGGCGAGGGCCUAUCUGGAUGAACAUCAACUAUCUUGUUCUUGAUGCACUGAAGCACUACGGAGAGAACCCUGAGGUUGAUCCUAAGGUGCGAAAGCAGGCUGCCGACAUCUACUACAAACUGCGACAGAACACCGUUAAGAACGUCCACAAGCAGUGGAAGAAGACUGGCUACGGCUGGGAGCAGUACAACGAGGAGACCGGUGCUGCCCAGGGAGUGAAGCAUUUUACUGGAUGGACUUCUCUGGUUGUCAGCAUUAUGGGUAUGCCCGAGAAGUUGGAUGUCUGA